CCCAAGAUAAUCAACUUGAUAACGCAUAUCAUAUCCGGCAUCCCAUCCUUGUAAACGCCCCGUGGCCCAAACCUACUGAACAAAUGAGCUCCGCGGUGCGAGGCGCUGCGUCCCUGCUGUGCCGCCGGCUGUCGCAUUAUGCUGCCUCGGCUUCAAGCGGCUGUGCUAUCGUGGGGACACGCGUCGCCACGCUGCACGCCAUUUUUACCCCGUCCAUGGCAGCAGCAGCCCUUGGCGCGCAACACCCACAAGGGGCGCUGCAUGGGCUGGGGCCCAGUCGCGGGUUCGCCAGCGCCCCCCUAGACGUGUCCAAGGAGGUUGACGCCGUGAACGAGCUGUUUGCGGCGGCGCGCGAUGAGAUCGAGUACGCCAAGGAGGAGGCGGAGACGGUGUACUUCAACGAGUCAGUGGCGGAGGCCAAGACGGCCGUGAAGGCGUGCCUGGGCCGCUGGGAGGCGCUGCUGCAGGCGCUGCCGGAGGAGGAGCGGCAGCGGGUGGUGCGCAGCAUGGGGCUCAAGAUAUCGCAGCUGCAGGCCGAGUACGACGAGGUGGCCAAGCUGCACCUGGAGGACCACUGACCCGGGCUGACCCAGACUGACCCGGACUGACUGGGUGGCUUGUGUGUCGCUUGCGUUGCGAAGCACGAGAUUCAGUGUGUGUAAGUAUGCAUGUGUGUAUGCUGUUUGGUAUAGCGUUUGAUGGGCUGAUGUAGCAGGGCAAGGGAGGCAAGUGUGGCGGGUCCCGAGGGCCCGGAUCCCAGGCGUUUGGUGGGGUGGGUGCUCACUUCUGAGGAAUGUGUUUGGAGUUGUUCAGCAAGCCUAGCAUUCACACUAGCUUACAUUUCUUCGAAGCCUACAGCUCGGGGCCGGGGGUGGGGGCGGAGGGCGGAGAUGCUAGCUGCUGGAAGCACCGGAGCCUGGUGGCAGCCGGGGUGGGGCUGUGGCUGUGCAUGGGGCCCCUGGCCGGACUGACUCAGUCCGCGCGGGGCCGCUGGUGCGGGUGGGCUGUAACACACACGCAGC
Molecule: messenger RNA, 1022 nt
Organism: Chlamydomonas reinhardtii
Lineage: Eukaryota; Viridiplantae; Chlorophyta; Chlorophyceae; Chlamydomonadales; Chlamydomonadaceae
Exons: 3
Coding region: 84-578 (164 amino acids)
Source: RefSeq, a predicted model, not a curated record